UCAUUUCAUAGUCGAGAGUUGUAGUGCUGACAAUUGGAGAGUUACGAAGCAUUAUUUUAGAGAUAAUUUUAUUAAAUUUUUUUCUUUUCCUAUUUUAAUUUUUAUGAAAUAAUUUAUUUAUAAAAUUCAAUUCAAUAUUUAAAAUUUAAAUAAAAUGAAGGUUAGACAUAGAAAGUUAAAAACAAAAGAUGAAGAUAUUUCUGAAGCUGAUCCCAAAUUUCGAAUUAAGAAGAGUUAUCCAGGCAAAAGAUACUUUGUUGUUGUUGUCUUAUUGGGAAUUCUCUUCUUAGGAUACAUAGCAAUAGCAUAUGAUCUGAAGCCAAUACAUUUUGGUAGCAAGGCAAUUGAUACAUUAGCUUUUUCUUUCAAUCUACAAAAACCAUUUUAUGUUGUAAUAAUUGAUGCAGGUUCUACUGGUAGUCGUGCUUUAGCUUUUAGUUUUCAUGAAUCAAUCCUUGAUGGUAAUUUGGUUUUGGAUGAUGAACUUUAUACAGAAACAAAACCAGGUGUUAGUGCUUAUGUUGAAAGACCUAAAGAAGCAGCAAAAUCUUUGACUAUAUUGUUAAAUAAAGUCAAAGAAGUUGUUCCACAAUCAGAAUGGCAACAUACACCUCUCAGUAUGAAAGCUACUGCUGGUUUGAGACUUCUUCCUGGACACAAAGCUCAAGAAAUACUUCAAGAAUGUCGAAAAAUGUUUGAAGAAAGUGGUUUUCAGAUAUCUAAAAAUUCAAUUUCUAUAAUGGAUGGGACAGAUGAAGGUAUAUUCUCUUGGUUCACUGUAAAUUUUCUACUGGAACGUUUUAAUACACAUAGUCCUGGUAAUACAGUUGCUGCAUUAGAUCUCGGUGGAGGUUCAACACAAGUGACUUUUUCACCUAAUGCUAUGCAGGAAAAGAAACUCAGUGGACAUAUAUACUCUGUUAAUAUCUUCAGCCACAACAUGAGCGUUUAUACGCAUAGUUACUUGGGCUUGGGUCUAAUGGCAGCAAGGAAGGAGAUUCUAACACAUGGAUUGAUCUUGGAUAAUGUAAACCUAAAAAAUAAAAUAGAAGUACGAUCUGAAUGUGUAAAUCCCAUAGUUUCGACGGAAUGGAAUUAUGGCGGAUUUAAUUAUCUCGUUAAAGGACCUGUAAAUGGAACUCAUAAACUGGUAAAAAUACAAAACUUUGCUGGUGGAGAAGUGGAUAGGCCAAUUGUCAAUUUCUCAGAAUGUUUAAAAAUUAUUGAAAAAUAUGUUGGCAAAAUUAAGAAUAAACCGGAAGGCUUAAAAGAUCAUGAGAUCUACGCAUUUUCUUACUAUUUUGAUCGUGCUACCGAGGUAAGUCUUGUUGAUCCUUUUUCUGGUGGAAUUACUCAAGUAAGUGCAUUUCUGAAACAAGCAAUGGAUGCUUGUGAUUAUCCAAAUACUGAGCAACCUUUCACUUGUCUCGAUUUGACAUUUAUUUAUAUUCUUCUUCGUGAUGGAUUUGGUCUGGAUCCAACUACAAAACUUUAUCUUUAUAAAAAGAUCAAUGGACAUGAAUUAAGUUGGGCUCUUGGGGCUGCAUUCAACAUUAUCCAAAAUGGCCUUUAACGCAUCCAAAAUAUAGGAAAAGGGAUUAUAAAUAUUUUUACAUAAGAUUAAAAAAAUUUAAUAAAUUUUUUUUAUCUAUA
This is a messenger RNA of Apis laboriosa (Himalayan honeybee), 1653 nucleotides long. Its product is annotated as ectonucleoside triphosphate diphosphohydrolase 5. Gene Ontology annotation, molecular function: UDP phosphatase activity; GDP phosphatase activity. The coding region runs from base 155 to 1573 and encodes 472 amino acids. The transcript is spliced from 7 exons. NCBI's taxonomy places the organism in Eukaryota, Metazoa, Arthropoda, Insecta, Hymenoptera, Apidae. Gene Ontology annotation, cellular component: membrane. Gene Ontology annotation, biological process: nucleoside diphosphate catabolic process. The record is from RefSeq and is a predicted model, not a curated record.